AUGGUUGGGGGCACGGGUGGGGGUGUGGGUGGGGUAGGAGAGGGAGUGACGGAGGGAAUAGCGGAGGGGCUUAUAGAGGGGUUGGCGGAGGGAAUAGCUGAGGGGCUGGGGGGGAAACGCGCAGAGGGAAACGCGGAGAGGAGAGAGGCGAGACGAGCAGAGGGAGGAGCAGCAGCUGCAGCGGCAGCAGCAGCAGCAGCAGCAGCAGCAGCAGCAGCAGCAGCAGCAGCAGCAACAGCAGCAACAGCGACAGAAGAAAGGGAAACAGCAGCAAAGGGGCGUGUUGAUAUGCAAGGGAAUGAAGAAGAGGCGUCAAGAGGGGGUGUAGAUGGAUGGGUUGACCCUGUAGCGGAGUACAUAGGGUGGUCUAUAACGGGGAUGAGGAGGAGAGGGGGAGAGGUUGUGGGAAGAGGGGAGGAGGAGGGAGGAUGGGGCGAGGAGUGGGAGGGAGGGGAGGAGUGGGAGGAAGUGGGGGAAUGGGAGGAGGAGGAGAGGGAAGAGGAGGAGGGGGAAGAAGAGGCGGAAGAGGAGGGAGAAAAUGGGAAGAAGGCAGAGGACGAGGAGAAUAGGGGGAAACAAGGACGGAAGGAGAUCAGCAGCAGCAAAGGGAAGCAGCAGGGAAAGGAUAAGGAGAAAGAUACCACAGGGAAGCCUGUAACGAGUACAGAUGGCUCCGUGCGAGAUGUAACCUCCUCGAAACCCUCGGAUGUACAUACAAACCCAUCUGAACCCAUGGGUAUUCCAGGAGAUUACAGCGAUCCCCUAGGAGGGUACGGGGAUUCCGUGGAAGAGGGAACGGGCACAGACCCGCUGGGCGGGUAUAUAGACCCGUCAAGUUCUGAGGCGCCUCAAAACAACAUGGACACGGACCCCCUGGGCGGGUAUAUAGACCCGCCAGCAGAGGGUUCCGACCCUCCCGAUGGGUAUAUAGACCCACUGGAACAGUAUAUGCUGUGGUCUGGCGUUGGGUUGGCGGGAGAGGAAGGGGGGGAGGAAGCGGGAGAGAAAGGUGAGGAGGUGAAGGGAGAGGUGGGGGAGGAGGGCGGAGGGGUAGGAGAUGAGGAGGGGGACGAGGUGGAAAAGGAGGUGGGGGAGGGGGGUGUGAGGGGAGAGGAGGGAGGGGAGGAGCGGGGUGAAGAUGUGGAGGCGACGGGAGAGGAGGUGAGGGAUGAGGUGGGGAAAGCGGGGAUGGAGAGGAAAGAGGGAAGGACAGGGGAUGAGAGGAGAGAGGAGGAGAAGCGAGACGAGGAGGGGAGAGAGGAGGAGGGGAGGCAGGAGGAGGAGAGAGAGGAGGGAGGACAAAAGGAGGGGCGAGGGGAGGGGAGGCAAGAGGAGGGGGAAGAGGAGAAGGAAGUUAUUGAAGGGCGGGGUGUGAGAGAGGUUGGAAGGGAGAGGGAGGGGAAGGAAGGGAGGGGAGUGAGGGAGGUUAAAGGGGAGACGGAUGGGGGCGAAGGGAGGGGAGUGAGGGAGGUUGGAGGGGAGAGGGAGGGGGGCGAAGGGAGGGAGCAGGAGGAACGGGAGAGACAGGGAGUGGGGGAUGAGGGGCAGGUGGAGGGGAAUGUUGGGGGGAGGGAUGGUGAGGGAAGGGAUGUUGAAGAGAGAAGGGGAAGGCGAGUGGCUGGUAGAGGGAGAAGAGGGCAAGUUGGAGCGAACAGCAGGAGUGGAAGGGAGAAGGGGGGCAUGAAGAGGGGAGACAGGAAGGGAAAGAGGAAUCGGAGGGGAAAAGAGAAGGCGAGGGGGCAUGCGGAGGAGGAGGGACGGGCGAGGGAGGAGGAAGAGGGGGAAGAGGUGGAGGAGGUUGAAAUGGUGGAGGGGGGGGAGAAGGAGGAGGAGAGGGUGGGGGAAGAAGAGCAGAAGUCGUUUGUGCCCCCACAUGAGGACUGCAGAAGGGCGUUUGGGAGGAAGUACCACCUGCAGUCUCAUGCCCCGUGUUUCAAGACGUCUCAAAGCUUCAUCCUUCCUUCACCGGCUCUUCCCACUGUCGCACCACUACUUGUCUUGCAGCAGAAGUCGUUUGUCUGCCCACACGAGGACUGCAGAAGGGCGUUUGGAAGAAAGUACCACCUGCAGCGGCACAUGCAGUCGCACGCCCCCGACCGGCCUGCAUGCCAGCAUGCAGAGGCACUUGAGGCUGUUUCUUUCCCUGAUUCUGUCUCCCUUUACCAAUCCUUGUCUUCCAUCUUCCCCCCUACUUCCCACCAGUUCCCGUGCCCUCACCCGCAGUGCUCUAAAACGUUCAGCCUGCACGCCAGCAUGCAGCGACACGUGAGGGAGCAGCACUGGGAGGAGGAGGGCAUCAGAGACCGGCUGGAUAGAGUGAACAGAGAGAUCAAGGGGAAGCAGCAGGAGGAGGAGGAAGGGGUGGGGAUUGGGGAUUGGGUGCGUAGAGUGAAGAGAGAGAGUAAGGGAGGUGGGACUGGGGAUAAGGUUCAGGAGAAGGGGGAGAAAGCACAGGAGAUAGCACAGGAGAGAACACAGGAGAGAACACAGGCGAAAACACAGGAGAAAGCACAGAAGGAAGCACAGGAGAAAUCACCGGAGGAAACGCAGGAGAAAGCACCCGGGAAUGCACAGGUGAAAGCACAGGAGAACGCACAGAAGAAAGCACAGCACAAAGCACAGGAGAAUGCACAGGAGAAAGCACAGGAAGAAACACAGGAGAAAACACAGGAGAAAAGACAGGAGAAAAGACAGGAGAAAGCACAGGAGAAAUCACAGGAGAAGACACAGGAGAAAGCGCAGGAGACGACACAGGAGAAAGCACAGGAGAAAUCACAGGAGGGAGCACAGGAGAAAACACAAGAGGCGGCAGAGGAGAAAGCAACAGAAGCAAUAGGAGGGCAAAGAGGAGGGGAGGAGGAGAGGAGAGGACGGGAAGAGAGGAUAGGAGCGGAUGAGGAAAGGAGAGGAGGGGAAAAGGAGAGGAGAGGAGGGGAAGAGGAGAGGAGAAGAGGGGAAGAGGAGAGGAGAGGAGCGGAAGAGGGGAGGAGAGACAGCGAGCAGGAAGAGAGAGGGAGCGAGGAGGGGGCUGGAAAAGGUUUAUGUGCGGUGGAGAGUGGUGAGAAGCAGUGUGACACUCAAAUGCAUGAUGCUGAAUUGUUUCAUACUGCUGAAGAAGACAGGCAAGAAUUUGCUGACGUGGAAGAGGAUAACAGAGAGAUCCUUGGGACCAAUGGGAGAGCAGGGACGGUGCAAGGGAUGCAGGGCCACCUGCAGCAACAGAAGCGGCACCUGAAGAAACACCUGGAGGUUGAUGAGAAUCACCUGGAGAAGCACCUGAAGGAGAAGGAGCAGCCUGGUAUAGAGGUGAAAAGUCACCUGAGCCAACAGAAGGAACACCUGAGGGCAAUGAGGGAGCACCUGAGGAGGAAGGAGAUUCUCUUGAAGGAGGAGGAGGAGUUUCUGCGGAAGCAGCAGGAGCACCUGAGGCAACAGAGAGAGCACCUGAAACAACAGAACGAGGACCUGAGGCAACGGGAGGAGCAGCUUGCAAGGCAAGAGCAGCACUUGGGGGAACACCUGAGGGGGGAGCACGGGGGGGAAGAGCACCUGGGGGGCCACCUGAAGGGGGACCUGAGGGGGAAGCAUGUUGGGGAGAAUGGGUUGCUGCUGCUGCAGGAUGCUGUAUGCUUGUGCUCUGCUGCUGCUACUGCUUCUGUGGGGACGACUGGAGGUGUUGUGGCAGCUGGUGAUGGCGAUGUGGCAGCGGCUGGUGCUGAUGUGGCAAAGGCCGUUGGUGAUGUGGCAGGUGCUCAUGAUGAUGUGGCAGAAGCUGUUGGUGAGGUAACUGCAACCGACGCUCAUGCAAUGGCGACCGUUGGUACGAGUGGGUGCGGUGGGGGGGCUGGUGGGGUGGAUUGUGGGAAUGCUGAUGGGAGGAUUAAGGAGGGCGUGAGGGAAGUGGAGGGGGGGAUGACGCGAGGAGAAGGAGAGGGAGGGGGUGAGGGGAGGGCGGAGGUUGGCAAAGGAGCAAUGGUAUCAGAAGUGGCGUCAGGGGGGAUAAGGAAGUACAAGCAGGCAGGGAUGAUGAGCUGGAAGCGCAGGAGGUGGUGUGAUAAGGACGUGGCAAGAGAUGAGGUUACGGCCGGAAAGCUGUUGAAAGGUAGAGAAAGAGAUGGGAAGUCAAGGGAGAGGACGUCAGAAGCAUGCAAAACUACUGAAGCAAGGCAAGCAGAACGCGGCAUGGGAAUGUCAACAGGAAGCGAAGGAGAAGAAGACACGUCAAGUUACGAGGACGCAGCAGCAGCAGCAGCAGCAGGAGGAGCAGCAGGGGAGGGCACGGCGGGCGUAGCAGAGGGAGCAGACGGGACAACGGCAGCAGGGGAAGGAGCAGCAGAGGGAGCGGACGGGGCCAUAUGCGGCUUCUGCUUUGCUGCCUUCCCGUCCCUCCCUGCCUUGGAGCAACACACGCAGCAGCACCACCGCUCCGUGCCAUGCCAGCACUGUGGCAAGCGUAUAUCUUUCUCUCGCUUCAAGCGCCACCUCAAGGAGCAUGAAUUGAAGGAGCAAAUUUCGCCCCACCCGUGCAAGGUGGAUGGGUGCAGCAAGACUUUCAGUUCGGUGAGUCAUCCCUCUCCCUGCGGCUCCGUGCCCUGCCCGCACUGCAGCAAGCGCAUAUCUUUCUCCCGCUUCAAGCGCCACCUGAAGGAGCACGAGUUGAAGGAGCAACCUUCGCCCCACCCGUGCAAGGUGGAUGGGUGCGGCAAGGCGUUCAGCUCUCCCAGCAACCUGAGGACGCACAUCAGGUCGUGCCAUGCCACCACCAUGACCAUCCUUUUCCAAACUCGCUCAUUGCUGAACCCUUCCUGCUCCGCCUUUCCCCUCCCCCUCUUCCCCCUCAGAGCAGCCCAGCAACCUGAGGACGCACAUCAGCCCAGCAACCUGAGGACGCACAUCAGGUCGUGCCAUGCCACCACCAUGACCAUCCCUUUCCAAACUCGCUCAUUGCUGAACCCUUUCUGCUCCGCCUUUCCCCUCCCCCUCUUCCCCCUCAGAGCAGCCCAGCAACCUGAGGACGCACAUCAGCCCAGCAACCUGAGGACGCACAUCAGGGCAUGUUAUCAGAAGGACCGCCCCUUUUACAAGCUCACUUACUGCAUGGCCCUCUCGCUACUCUCCCUUUCCCCUUCCCCUUUUCCCCUCCCCCUCAGAGCAGCCCAGCAACCUGAGAACCCACAUCAGGGCAUAGCACCCAGCAACCUGAGAACCCACAUCAGGGCAUGUUAUCAGAAGGACCGCUCCUUUUACAAGCUCACUUACUGCAUGGCCCUCUCGCUACUCUCCCUUUCCCCUUCCCCUUUUCCCCUCCCCCUCAGAGCAGCCCAGCAACCUGAGAACCCACAUCAGGGCAUGUUAUCAGAAGGACCGCUCCUUUUACAAGCUCACUUACUGCAUGGCCCUCUCGCUACUCUCCCUUUCCCCUUCCCCUUUUCCCCUCCCCCUCAGAGCAGCCCAGCAACCUGA
Closterium sp. Naga37s-1 is the source of this 5463-nucleotide messenger RNA. NCBI's taxonomy places the organism in Eukaryota, Viridiplantae, Streptophyta, Zygnematophyceae, Desmidiales, Closteriaceae. The record is from the annotation of a GenBank genome assembly.